AUCAUAGAAAAAUAUAAAUCUAGAGAGCGAGAGAGAGAGAGAGAGGCGUGAAACUCUGGCAGUGAUUUGGACAUUGGAGGAGAGAGGCGCUUCUUUGCCUAAACCCUCUCUGUGUAUCUCUCUCUGGAUUCUCUGUAUCUGAGUCUCAUUGCGAUCUCUGCAACAGCAGAGCUCUUUUGAUCUCAGUGUUGCUUUGAGGGUUUUUGUAUGAGAUUCCGUGAAAGAUGGACGGCACCGCUUUUUCCAGGUUAGAUUUUCUUGCAACUUGUGGACAUCUAUGUCUGUGACUUAAUUUCCCUCUGGGCGUAUAACAGGCUUCUUCAAUUAUAGUGGUGAGGGAAAGCAUUUGGUGGCACUUUCUUUGGUGGUGCUCAUGUUGUAAGUUACAAUACAAUUAUAUCUGAGGGUUGAGAAAAUGACAGGGGGCAGGAUUAGGGCAAAGAUCCGCCAGAGCAAUCUGUACACAUUUGCAUGCCUUCAGACACAUGCUGCCGAAACAGAAGAACUGGAUCAAUUCCCUGGCCCUGGAUACUCACGAAUCAUAUACUGCAAUGAACCACAUCGCCAUGCAAAGAAACCCCUUAAAUACCGAUCCAAUUAUAUAUCAACCACAAAGUACAACGUUGCCACAUUUCUACCCAAGGCCCUAUUUGAGCAAUUCCGUCGUGUUGCCAACUUCUAUUUCCUCCUGACUGCAGUUCUGUCACUCACAGACGUUGCUCCUUUUUCAGCUGUGAGUAUGAUUUCUCCUCUCGCCUUUGUUGUGGGGCUUAGUAUGGCAAAGGAAGCUUUGGAAGAUUGGCGUAGAUUUAUUCAGGAUAUGAAGGUUAAUCUAGGAAAAGUUAGCGUCCAUAAAGGGAAUGGUGUAUUUGCUCCUAAGCCAUGGAUGAAGCUUCAGGUUGGAGAUGUAGUUAAAGUGGAAAAGGAUCAAUUUUUUCCUGCAGAUUUACUUCUUUUGUCAUCAAGCUAUGAUGACGGAAUUUGUUACGUGGAGACUAUGAACUUAGAUGGAGAGACAAACUUAAAGGUAAAAAGAGCUUUGGAAGCAACCUUGCCAUUUGAUGAUGAUGGAAGUUUUAAGGAUUUUACAGGAAAAAUUAGAUGUGAAGAUCCCAAUCCAAGUCUAUACACUUUUGUGGGUAAUUUCGAGUAUGAUCGACAGGUUUAUCCUCUUGAUCCAAAUCAGAUUCUCCUCAGAGACUCAAAGCUUAGGAAUACAGGUUAUGUGUAUGGAGUGGUGAUAUUCACUGGUCAUGAUAGCAAAGUCAUGCAAAAUGCAACUGAAUCUCCUUCAAAGCGGAGCAGGAUUGAAAAACAGAUGGACAAGAUCAUUUACAUUCUUUUCAGCCUCCUGGUAUUGAUCUCAGUGAUCAGCUCAAUUGGCUUUGCUGUGAAGACAGACACCCAGAUGCCAGACUGGUGGUAUUUGCAGCCAUUUGUUGAUGCAAAAUUAUAUGAUCCAGAUAGACCUGCCUUGUCAGGGCUAUUCCAUUUGGUCACUGCACUUAUCCUUUAUGGAUAUUUGAUUCCCAUCUCGCUUUAUGUUUCAAUUGAGGUGGUGAAAGUCCUGCAAGCAAUGUUUAUUAACCAUGAUAUCCAUAUGUAUGAUGAAGAGACUGGAACUCCUGCCCAAGCACGGACAUCAAAUUUAAACGAGGAAUUAGGGCAAGUUGACACAAUCCUCUCUGAUAAAACUGGCACUCUGACUUGCAACCAGAUGAACUUUCUCAAGUGUUCUGUUUCUGGUACAGCAUAUGGAAGGCGUUCUAGUGAAGUUGAACUUGCUGCUGCAGAACAAAUAGCUAUUGAUUUCAAGGGACCAGACUCUGAUCUGACCUUCAGAAGUGGGGCAGGUGUCUCAGAAAUUGAAAUGGAGACUGUUGUUUCUAGAGAAGAGGGGAAGGAUCAUCAGAAGCCUACAAUAAAGGGGUUUAGCUUUGAGGACAUGCGUCUCAUGAACGGAAAUUGGUUGAAAGAACCUGAUCCACAUUUCAUUUUGUUAUUUUUCCGGAUACUUGCUAUUUGCCACACUGCCAUCCCAGAAGUAAAUGAGACCGGUGGAUUCACCUAUGAAGCAGAGUCUCCUGAUGAAGGAGCUUUUCUUGUUGCAGCCAGAGAAUUUGGCUUUGAGUUUUGUAGAAGAACUCAGUCAAGCAUAUUUGUUCGUGAAAGAUAUCCCUCUUAUGAAGUGCCAGUUGAAAGGGAGUACAAAAUUCUCAAUCUGUUGGACUUCACUAGCAAAAGGAAGAGAAUGUCUGUUAUUGUUAGAGAUGAGGAUGGCAUGAUUUUUCUCUUCUGCAAAGGUGCAGACAGCAUAAUUUUUGAACGGUUAGCAAAGAAUGGAAGAAUGUUUGAGGAGGCUACUACAAAGCAUCUGAAUGAUUAUGGUGAAGCUGGAUUGCGUACAUUGGCACUUUCUUACAGGAAACUCGAAGAAGCUGAGUAUACUGCUUGGAACAAUGAGUUUCACAAGGCAAAGAUUUCUAUUGGUGGUGAUAGAGAGGCAACACUUGAAAGAUUAUCUGAUAUGAUGGAAAGGGAUUUAGUGCUUGUUGGUGCAACUGCUGUGGAAGACAAACUGCAGAAAGGGGUGCCUCAAUGUAUAGAUAAACUGGCACAAGCUGGUCUGAAGAUCUGGGUUCUGACUGGUGAUAAGAUGGAAACUGCCAUCAACAUAGGAUUUGCCUGUAGUCUGCUAAGACAGGGCAUGAAGCAGAUCUGCAUAACAGCAAAUACUGAUAUGUUAGACCAAGAUUCCAGACAGGCAGUGAAGGAGAACAUUUUAAUGCAAAUCACCAAUGCCUCUCAAAUGGUCAAGCUUGAAAAGGAUCCCCGAGCUGCAUUUGCAUUAAUUAUUGAUGGGAAAACUCUAACUUAUGCUUUAGAGAAUGAUAUGAAGCAUCAAUUCUUGAAUUUAGCAGUUGAUUGUGCAUCUGUCAUAUGCUGCCGUGUCUCUCCUAAGCAGAAGGCCCUGGUAACAAGAUUAGUAAAAGAAGGAACUGGGAAAACCACAUUAGCAAUUGGUGAUGGUGCAAAUGAUGUCGGAAUGAUUCAAGAAGCAGAUAUUGGUGUUGGCAUCAGUGGAGUAGAAGGAAUGCAGGCUGUGAUGGCUAGUGACUUUUCUAUUGCUCAGUUUCAGUUUCUGGAAAGACUUCUGGUUGUCCAUGGACACUGGUGCUAUAAAAGAAUUGCUCAGAUGAUCUGUUAUUUCUUCUACAAGAAUAUAGCUUUUGGCCUCACGCUCUUCUAUUUUGAGGCAUUCACUGGCUUUUCUGGGCAAUCUGUUUAUAAUGAUUGGUAUAUGCUGCUAUUCAAUGUAUUACUUACCUCACUGCCAGUCAUUUCACUUGGAGUGUUCGAGCAGGAUGUGUCUUCAGAAAUCUGCUUACAGUUCCCGGCACUUUAUCAGCAGGGGCCAAAAAACUUGUUCUUCAACUGGUAUAAGAUAUUUGGGUGGAUGGGAAAUGGCCUCUAUUCUUCGCUCAUUAUUUUCUUCCUCAACCUUGUCAUCUUCUUUGACCAAGCUUUCCGAUCAGGAGGCCAAACAGCUGACAUGUCUGCUGUCGGUACAAUAAUGUUUACUUGCAUCAUCUGGGCAGUCAACUGCCAAAUUGCACUUACAAUGAGCCACUUCACAUGGAUUCAGCACCUCUUUGUCUGGGGCAGCAUAGCCACCUGGUACCUCUUUCUUUUACUCUACGGCAUGAUGUCCCCAGUUUAUUCCGGCAAUGCCUUUCAACUCCUAAUCGAAGCUCUAGCUCCUUCUCCAUCUUACUGGUGUGCAACAUUGUUAGUAACCAUUGCUUGCAACCUUCCCUAUCUGGCUCAUAUAUCUUUCCAAAGAUGGUUGCACCCGAUGGAUCAUCACGUCAUCCAGGAAAUCAAGUACUACAAGAAAGAUGUUGAAGAUCGAGUUAUGUGGACUAGGGAGCGAUCUAAAGCAAGACAAGAGACCCAGAUAGGGUUCACAGCCAGAGUCGAUGCCAAGAUCAGGCAAUUGAGAGGGAGGCUGACAAAGAAGCAUUCCCCAGUAGAUGCAGGUCCCCAGGUUGUAAAUUAACACUGCCCAUGUUGUUUAUUCCCCUAUUCUUUUGUAUAAUUUUUAGGAUUUUUUGGCUCAUCUUGGAGUCAUCUGUUGUUUUUUGUCCAUUCAUCUUCUUGGUCAUGAUAUUCAAUGUAUGUAUUGGGGAUCUGCUCAGGUUCCCUAUUCAUUCAUUGUAGCGCUUUGAAGCUGUUGUCUGUACAAUAUUUAUAGCUUAUAUCAUUCAGCUUGUUAAAAUUGUAAAUAUCCAUCACUUUUCCA
Diospyros lotus (date-plum) is the source of this 4303-nucleotide messenger RNA. RefSeq names its product probable phospholipid-transporting ATPase 4. Lineage: Eukaryota; Viridiplantae; Streptophyta; Magnoliopsida; Ericales; Ebenaceae. The transcript is spliced from 11 exons. Gene Ontology annotation, molecular function: magnesium ion binding; ATPase-coupled intramembrane lipid carrier activity; ATP binding. Gene Ontology annotation, biological process: phospholipid translocation. The record is from RefSeq and is a predicted model, not a curated record. The coding region runs from base 416 to 4060 and encodes 1214 amino acids. Gene Ontology annotation, cellular component: plasma membrane.